ACAAUUGCCCGAACCCUUUAUUUCCCAGCCCACUGAGAAAACUGUCACUGCCAAACCUGGUGGGAGGUUGUGCAUUGGACUGGCGCAGGGAAUGUUCAAAGGCUUGGGAGAGGCUGGGAAACGGAGGUGGGGACUCGCAUCCUCGGGGGCGACAGUCGUUGGCCUACGCCUCACUCACGCGUCUUAAGAUGCUCCUGCACUCUGCGGGUCGUGGACAGCUCCAGGGAGCUAAGUCGGCGGCGUUGUUGAAGCAGCGGCAUAGGCGGUGGUGGAAGCAUCCAUUCUUAAGCCAGUCGGUCUAGCGGUAAAGAAUAUAUUCCCGGGGGGGGGGGGGGGGGGGGGGAAGGGGUUCGGGGCCACGAUACCGAAGCUUGACACCUAGCUCGCUGGGCGGGGCUGGCGGGGGAGAGAGACACAUACACACACAUACAGAGAGAGAGAGAGAGAGAGAGAGAGAGAGAGAGAGAGAGAGAGAGAGAGAGAGAGAGAGAGAGAGAGAGAGAGAGAGGGUGGGGAGGAAGUAAGACGCGACGAGGUGGCGUGAUCCGGCUCGACCGGAUGUCUACACCAGGAUUGUACUACACGGCGGCCAAUGCGGGGCUGAAUCCGUGGGAUGGUCACGCGAACGGCCGGCUGUGGAAUGAUGGGAGAGGAGGAGGAGCGGGAACUGCAACGGGGAACUCAGUUGGGGGAGGAGGAGGGGUGGGAGGAGGAGGAGGAGGGUUCACGACGACCUCGUCUCUCAGACUGUCUUCCCCUGAGUUGUCAGCAAACAGCAAGUUUGCGACUGUUGCUUGCACCACUUCGACCAAAGUCGAGUUCAACGGGCUCUCCUCUUCCUCCUCUUCUUCUUCUUCUUCUUCUUCCACCACUGCUGCAUCAUCGUUGGGCUCCUCGUCAAAUGAUCUGAAGCGCACCGCCACCUACGUCUUCGGAUCUUCAAGCGGCCAGGAGCAAUCUACAUCAACUACCACGCAGGUGCUCAACACACUCGGAGGAGCAGGAGGCGGCAUUUUCCGCGGCGGUCUAGUGUUCGCAAGCGGCAGCGGAGGGUCGUUUCCCAGCGUUUCCGGUUCCGCUGGUUCUGGUGGCGCGGACGCGCCGGCCUCUGUUUCGGCGGAACCUUACUACGGCGGCGUCGCUGGCGGAGGGGGAAACACAGUAGGCGGGGGAGUUGCACACCGGCCACACCGACGCGCAACGACCUUCCGGCAAAGGACCCAACAAAGGGCACAUUCCGGUAUUACUCCUUGUGCCCUUACACCCCGAACCUCAUCCUCUCGUCAGUCUUCCACGGAUUUUGCUAAUCACACUCCCACAAUCACAUCCUUGCUGCACUCCACUAAUGCCCGUAUGUUAUGUAAUCUGUCUAUCUUUGGUGGCUGUGGGGCGGAUCUCGACUCUGCUUCCGCCGCUUCUGCUGCCGCUUCUGCUGCCACUGCUGCUCCUGCUGCCGCCGCUGCUCCGGCCAUGUCAUCAUCAGCUGCUGGAGCUUUCUCCGUGUCUCCAAGCAGCACUUCGCUAAAUCAGGCGAGGUCAUCUCUGCAGCAGCAUCCCAUGAUGAUUUCGACUCAUGCUGGGGAUGGAAAUGGCGGGUUGUCACAUCUGCCGUGGAGUACGAUGGCUCGUGGUAGUUGUUCAUCGGGGUCGGGAUCGUCAGCAUGUGCGGCUUCAGAGUGUUCAAUGGGUGCGGACGUCGCCGACUCGAAUUCCUCAUCCUCCAUCCCCCCUCCCUCCGCAUCUUCUCCUAGUGGAUGUUGUGCUAUCCCAUCAUCUGAUGAUUGUUUCUCGGUUGAUUGUUUUGAAUCGAAACCCUCGUCUGCUUCUGCUUCGGCUUCUGCGGCUGUCUUCUCUUUCUCGUCUAAAGCUCGUGCAUGGGUUGAAUGCACAGAGAUGUCGGGAGGAAUGGGGGCUCCAUCGACCUCUACUACCCCGAUUUCUGCCGUGGCUCCGUUACACUGUGAUACCAGUAUGGCGAGUACCGAGCCGGAUUCUCUCUCGUUGACCGCGCUUCCUUCGUUUUUCUCGUCUCUUCAAAUCUCAUGCGACGGGCCUGGUGAUCCUUCGUCGUCUCUUUCUGGAGGCUCUGCUUGCCCUCCCAACUCUUCUGCUCCAAUUGCGUCUGUUGCCGCUGUUGCCGCUAAGGACGGAGGUAUCCUGCUCGGGCGCGGGGAAGGCUGCUCUUCCUCGGCAUUUGCGACGAAUCGUUUCCCGCCAUUCGCGACGAGUCUCGAAUAUCUUUCUCGCUGCGCUGCUAUUCCGCCUGGCAAGUCGCGUUCGCUGUCGGGGAGCGCAUGCGCGUUGCGCGAGCGCGCGCACUUGUUCUCGACGGCGCCGUCGUUGUCGGACGAGCAUCACUGCGGCGGCCGCUGCUCGAACGUUGUGGGGUCCGCAGUGAUGGCUGGAAACCGCGCGUGCGGCAGCGACGGUAAAAUGUGCGCGGGAGGGGGAGACGGAACCGGAGGGGAAGGAGGGGAAGGAGGCAGAGGCGGCGGGAACCAAGCAGCCGCCUGGGCAUCUCCUUCUACAAGCCGGACGUCUGCAUUUUCCUCUCGUCAUCCCGGUGUGACUGACGUUGGCGAAGAUGAUGAGAAAGGAGGCCGCCUUCUUUCGAGCAUAACCGCCACCGGGAUGAAGAGUUCAUCCAUCCGCAGUUGGAAUCGGUCUAUCUGCAUGAGCCAUACAUUUGGAAAUACUAGUAAUAAUGCUGUAGUGAAAGAAACCGUCGAAGAUGGCAGAAAUCGACGUGCGCAUCCCGGAUCGCUGACGGGGGGGCUAUCGGAUGGGAGAGUUAGAGAUGACUGUGGUGCGUUUCCCGCUGUCGCGCAGCCAUGCGCCAGCCGCGAGCAUGCCUCCUUAAGUACACUUCUUUCUCUCGAUCGUUCGUCAAACACUUCGACGUCUUCCAGUGCUGGCAGGUUUGGCUUUGUCCAUUCGCCUUCGCACAGCGUCCUCCUCGAUUCCUCGUCGGUGUUGUCAGUCGCAGGUGCAGGGCCAAGAUGGCAGCCUCGUCAUCCUACGAUUGAUCAAUCUGGUAAACUGACGGGAGUCGACGGCGGCGAUAACAGUGUUGGCGACGAUCAGGGUGGGGAGUGCGGCGAUACGCCCUCUGCCCGCUCUCUCUUCUGCUCGUCACGCUCCCCGAGCACUUGGGGGAGAGGGUACCCGUGCAGUGACAGCAGCGCGGUCUGUCACGCCGCCGUGACAGAGCAGCAGCAACCGCGGCAUCUACAGGAACAGCAGCAACAAGUGCAACAGGAGCAGCUCUCUGACUUCGGAUUUGUCUUCUCUUCUUCUUCUUCGUCGUCCUCUUCCUCCUCUAGAUUGGAUACUGCUCGUCCUUUCUCAUUUGAGGCAACGGGGAACAACAUAGUUUUUGACGAAACGACAGGAGCCACAUUAUCGGGUGGAGGAGUAGCGGCAAGGGUACGUGCACCGUCAGCAGGGUCAAUAGCAUCAGCAGGUAGAGUAGCCGCAGCAGUUGUUGAGGGUGCGACGGCGGGGACUUGUUUUUUGCAGUCGUCGUGUAGUCUGGCCGAUUCCACUGCUGCCAGCUGGCAAGGACAGUCGUGUUCUCCGAGCACGGGGUUCUCGCAACGUGCCACGUCGGACGGAAUGUUUGCCACGUCGGACGGAAUCUUUGCCACGUCGGACGGAAUCUUUUCUUUCUCUUCAGAGGGGUUGUCGGCGACAGUGUCAUCUUUGACUGGAGAGCUUGAACGGUUGAGAUUUGGAGAUGGAUUGCAGGGAUUGGAGCUUACGUUUGGGCUCGAAAUUAAUGGUUGUCUGGGAGAGGCCGUGGUGUCACGGCGAUCGUGUAGAAGAUCUUCUGCUGCUUUGAGUCGCCGGGAAUCGCAGCGAGGUGACCGCAGUGUAGUCCGGAGGCGAGCUUGGCAGCAGCAGCAGCAGCAGCAACAGCAGCAACAACGACAAGAAGAGAAGCAGAAGCCGCCGGUGUGGAGAGAGGGAUCGGAGGAGGAAGGUGGUCAGCACAAGUAUCCUGGUUUGAACCGUGAGCACGGAGGUCGGAACGGAUGUGUCUCCAUGUUCUUCUCUGGCAGUGAUCUGGUCAGAAGUCUGGAAUCACGGCGAGAAAGAGGAGGAGGGAGUGGCACAGGCUACAGACGAAAAGAAGGGGCGCAGACCAGAAGCAGCAGAUGUGCUGUUGUCUUCGGAGCGGAUUUGGCAGCAGCAGCAACAGUAGCGGCGACAGCAGCUCGAGCGAAGCCAUCUCAUGGGCGCGUUUUGGCCCGGGAAGGGGAACGCACGGCGGACUUCUUCACGGCGGGCGCGUCGGAGAUGGGCGCAAGUCAGUCGGUGGGAGAGCAGCACUCCGCCAAGUGUUUCCGGGACGGCGCUUCUGUGGCUGCGCAGACAGCAGCAGGCACAACUGUACCAUCCGAGAGAGGGGGAGGCGAAGGCGGGAUGCAACAACAGCAAGAGGGUAUACGAGCAGGGACGGGCCUCGGGGGAGGAGGCAGUGGGAGUCGCGCCGAGUCGUCUAGUUCUGGGAGCCAGCAGAGGGGGAAGAGUCCGGAGGGAACUGUUUUCUUCGCCGAAGCGGCAGCUCCUGGAGCGGGAGGUACAGGCGGCAGUAUAGCGUCGGCUCUGGGGAGUGUGAAUGGUGAAGAAAUGCGCACGCGCUCAAUGCCGUUCAUAUUUGGUGCAUCCUCGAUGUACACUUCCUCCACCUCGUCGUCCUCCUCGUCUCAUUCCCAGGGGGGGUCUCAGGGUGUGGAAGGCGAUUCGGGAGUGGGAGGGGGAGGAACGUGGGCGUUUGGGGCUAAGGGAGGGAACCCGAGUGUGAUGGGAACUCCCCAUGUCGGCGGAGGUAGGGCGACAGGUUGCGCGCCAAUUUUUUCUCCCUCGUUCAUGUCGGCCGCCGCCCUUGUCGCCGGAAGCGCGGAUGAUGGGGGGAGUGCCAGAGGGGGGGACCACGUACACAGGAGUUAUCAUCAAGAGAACGUUCGUGGGAUUUCCCCAGUUGUUCUGGAGAAGCCUGUGGCGAGCGUGGGGAGCGCGUUAGCAGACGCCGCUGCAUGCGUGGCCGGAGGGGAAGGGGGAGGGGGAACAGAACGCGGGGAUGUAGUAGACAGAGGAGAUACAGGAGUACACUUGGCAGCACUCAAAUUUGGAGAAUUGAAUUUGGUUGACAGAGGGGGGGUUGUUUUCGAACAGUUGAGGGGAGGGGUAGGGGACGAUGGAGGAGGAGUAGCUGGGUCGUCGUCGGGUGCGGGAACGGUGGUCCCGGAAGAUAGUAAUGGCAGGGGAGCACGUGCCGGAGGAGGAAUCGUGUUUGGUGGGGCGCGGGGACCCGGUAUUGGGAAAGGAUCGGCGACCGCGUUCUCUCCGUUCACAACAACGACCGCGCCUCGGGGGAUGCCGACUUUGCAGCAGGCUGAGCGACCGGUAGUCACGAGGGGGAACGUGAAUCGCUACCUGCAUCGACAGCCCCAGACAAAUCCGCCGCUGACGCAGCGGGAUUGCAACACAGAUAUUGGAAGCAAUGAUGGUGGAGAAGAGAAGGGUCCGGUGAGAGAUGCUAGCGAAGCUUGCGGAGAUACUGUGAAGCCAAUGAAAGUGGUGGUGGGGGGGUCAACAGGACCCGCUGCUUCGCAGUGGCCGUGGUUGGCUUCGACGACGAGCAGCACCGCCUCCGACUCUGUGGGAGGAGGAGUGUCGUCAGAGGGUCUGCCGACCGUAUUCCUUAAUUUGCAACAGCAAUAUGGUAGUCCAUCCUCUUCGCCGGCGCCCAGGGAAGAUGGAAGAGGAGGAGAGGGAGGGGGAGAGGGAGGGGAGGGUGGAGCACCGACGGGGUGCGGUGUUGCAGUUCAACAGUCUUUUGUCUUUGGUUCUUCGUUGUAUUCGGUCGGCCGGGAAGCAACCGCAGGAGGAGGGGGUGGAGGACUCAAAUCGUUACUCCCGAGUGGACCAGAAAGGGGGGGUGGAGGAACGGAAGGAGCACAGUCACCGUACAUCUUUGGGGCACGAGGACCUGUUUCUGCGAGCCUUGGGGCGUUCUCGGCUAUGCCUGUCCGAAUCCCGGUGGUACCCAUAUCAAUGAAAGAGCAGCAGCUUCCCUUCACAUCUGAAACGCGUUCGGGCGGUGAUGGUGGUGGUCUGCAGAGUGUAGGAUCAUCUGUCGGUGUGGGUAAUCCUCCUCCGUUUCGCUCUAGCGGGGGGGACACUUCCGCUUUUGUCUUUUCUGGGGGAGCCGCAGGUGCAACUAGUGGUGGUGGUGGUGGAGGGGGGGUUUCUCCAGAUGUUGCUGCGACUUCUUCGAUGGCUGAUCGUGUUAUCGCGGCUGCCCGUGUCUCGACCGGAGUGUUCUUCGGUGAUCGGAUGGGCAUGCCCACGAGUGCGGCAGCUGGCCUCUCCGGUUCCACUUGUUCCAGCGCCACGCCGCACGGCCUCUCCGCUUCCACUUGUUCCAGCGCCACAGGCGUGUCGUCGACAGCUACUGUGAAGGGGUUUCCUUCUUCAGUGUCCGUCCCUUCCAAUAAGGAGGGGCCGAACACUUACCUGGGUGCUCCGUCCUCGGCGGGCGUGUCUCAUGGAGUCCCAGGUGGUGGUGGUAGCUUUUCAUCCAGAUCGGGAUUCUCAGGAGUUGGGGGUGGAGGGGGAGACGAGGGGGCGAACGUUGGCAGUGGGGGCCAACUGGGUUCUACAGCGACGCCUCCGUUCUCCUUCGGUAUGGCGGGGAGAGCCUCCUCGUUUUCUAGGGGACCUUCACCUGGCCGAGUCGCUGAUGAGAGCGCAGUGACGGCCAGUAUCAGAGGAGGAAGCGAUUUCGGUGGUGGAGGCGGCUGUCCAUCGGGAUUGGGGAUUGGCUUGGGAGACAUUUUCCCGACCCUAGGUGGGUUUGCGGCAGGCAAUGAGGGGCGGGGCUGGCCGGCAAAUUCAGCUGGCGUGGGGCAAAGCUUUGUGGUGCCUGACUUUUCCUUGAAAGUCGGGGCAGGAACGGGGAUGUUCGGCGGGAGCACAGGGGGGGUGACAGGCAGGCGGCAGACGGCCGAGGCCACGUCCUUGUUCUCGAACAACAUGCCAGGUGGCUGCGCAGCGACGGAUGUGCCUAACGAAGGUGGUGGUCCUGCAGCGGCGGAGGCGCUACCACCGAGGACUUCGGGGAUAUCUGCCUCCGAUGGGAUCGGGAAUGCGGUGGGCGGAGGGGUCAAUGUGACGGUGGGAAGUGGAUUUGAAUUCGGGCCCUCCGAUGGGAUCGGGAAUGCGGUGGGUGGAGGGGUCAACGUGACGAUAGGAAGUGGAUUCGAAUUCGGGCUCGUCUCACAAGGAGGCGGAGGAGGAACACCUGCGAAACCAGGCGGGGGAACUAGGAGAAGGGUGAAGCCGACAGCGAGGGCGCUAAGAAAAGACAGAGGAGGGUUUGCUGGUGGGGAGAAAAGGGGAGUGGUGGGAAGCGUAGAGGGGGGUUAUGGCGGUUUGGCGGCGGCUUCAACUGCUGGCCUGGGCAAUCUGGGUAUGAUGGGCGGUGCUAUGCCUGCAACCCCACCUCCUAGUGCAUUCGCAGGGGGACGUGGGGUUGGAGACGAUGGGAGUCCCAAACCAAUGGACAUUUCCCCAUUACCGAACGGUGGGACUGGGAAAGGCAAUGAUGUGACUGGCGGAGUUGAGAGUGGGACGGAUGGAUCGAAGGUGAUGGAGGGGCGGCAAACGAUGCUUUCUAUGGAAACGAGCGUUGGCGGAGGGAGCGGAUGGACAACUGUGGCAGGGAGGGAGGUUGGUGGAGAGAGUCGAGGAGGAAGUGGUGGCGAUCCUCGGAAGGUCUGUGGUGGCUCAGAGGCACUUGGCCGAAGGGAGGAAGAGGAGGAUGGGGAUGACGAAAGGGAGGAGGGAGAGGACGAUGAGGAGGAGGAGUCGGGCAGUAGAGACAAGGAAAGUGUGACAGAGGUGGAGGGAGUUCAGGUGGUGAGGGAAGCGACGAAGAAACUGCAACAACCUGAUGUAGAAACGGGCGGUAGGAUUGCUGAGGAGAGUGUGAUGGACGCUGGGGAGAGGGGGCAGGCGGGGUGGGGUCCAGAUAGCGCGGGGGAGAGGAAUAGGAAUGACAUUGGGAGGUGGAGCGGCAGUGGGAUGAUUAUGGAAGGUGGAGAAAGGGGGGAUGUGGUGGAAGAGGGAGCAGCGUCUUCAGACAGGACUGUGGAGAAGGGAAAUGGCGAUGACGACUCUGGAAGGCAUGCCAGUGAGGCUGUCACCGGAGGGAGUGCCUUUGGACCGUACGAGGCCAAUGGCUGCAAUCCGUUCAUGAGUUUCACACUGGGAUCCCGACCUGCAGGAACAGGAGUGACAACGACAUCUAAUCAACGGACAGCCCGUUUCAGAGCCAAACGCAGUGGUGUGAGGAGAGGGGGAGGUGGAGGUGGUGCGUUGGGGAUGGAUUCCAGCAUAGGGAGUGCUGCAUCGAAGGUUGCAGCAGGUGCAUUGAGGGGUGAUUAUGAUAGUCGUGGCAAUAUUGCAACAGAGGGCCCCUCUAGCUCAGCAGGCGCUUUUAUGGGACUUAAACUGGAUGGUGGACUUGCAGGGUCAAGCAAGAGGGAAGGGCAGGGGCCGUCGGCAACGAGCACUGCCAAUACUGGAGGUCUAACUAUGGCAAUGCAGAAUGGGGGCUGGGACGGGGGUAUCCUGUGGCCAAACAUGUCAUUUACAGCCACCAGAAGGAACGAGUCUUUCUCUUUGGGUGUUGGACCAGGAUUAACAACGCCAUUGGCCCCAAAGGCGGGUGGCGGGCAGAUUCAAGGGAGCGGCACAUCUGCAGGCGUCUCAUCAUCGAAGACGGAAAGUCCCGUACGUGCAGCAGCCCUGGCGAAUGCAGCGGCCCAGACUUGCGAGCAAUGGCGCUUAAGAGGGAACCAGGCGUAUGAGAAAGGGGAUUAUCCGAAGGCAGAGGAGUACUAUUCAAGAGGAGCUUCCUCUGUGUCUACAUAUGAGACAAUUCAGAGCUGUGCUCGAGCAGCCAUGUUGUGCUACAGUAAUCGAGCUGCAACACGGCUUGUUGUUGGCCGAGUAAGAGAUGGUCUCUCUGAUUGCAUGAAGGCAAUGGCGGUUGACCCGAAUUUCCUGAGGGUCAGGCUACGAGCUGCCAGCUGCCAUUUGCAACUGGGGGAAGUGGAGCCGGCAAUCGCGCUGUUCAAAGACUGUAUUGCAAGGAGGAAGGAUGGCGAUAAACCGGAUUUGAAAGUGGCAACGGAGGCUGCAGAGGGUGUGAAGAAGGGACAGAUGGUAAUCCAGUAUGCUAACCAGGCAGUGGAACUGCUUGCAAGCACUGGAUCUGGCUCAGAUACCUCAACUGCUCUGCGACUUGCAGAUGCUGCAUUGGCCGUUGCUCCUUAUUCUGAGCGUUUGCUUGAAAUAAAGGCGCGCGCACUGUUAAGGCUGAGGAGAUAUGAUGAAGUCGUUGCUCUCUGCGAGCAGACUAUGAGCUCGGCAGAGAAGAAUGCUCCGCCCCUGGAGGGAAGCUCUACGUCUUCUACAUCUGCAACACCUGUUGCAAAUGGUAAUUGUCCGUUGGAUGCCAAAGUUACGACACCAUGGCGCCUCUGGCGUUGGCGACUUGGGGGAAUGGCGAAAUAUUAUCAAGGCAGGCUGGAAGAAAGUGUGGAGUUACUGGAACGGGUGGAGAAGGCAGGUGCUACUGUUUUGACGUACGAUAGUGCCUCAGGUCCAAAGGAGGAGGUCCUGGCAACACUUAUUUCUUCGAUGAAAGAUCUCCUAAGACACAAGAGCGCUGGAAAUGGAGCCUUUCAGGCAGGGAAACAUGCAGAAGCAGUUGAGCACUAUUCGGCAGCCUUAGCUUGCAAUGCACCAUGCCGUCCAUUCAAUGCCGUCUGCUUUUGCAAUCGAGCUGCAGCAUCCCAGGCCCUUGGGCACAUUGCUGACGCAAUUGCUGACUGUAGUCGAGCUAUUGCAUUAGACCCGAAAUAUGCAAAGGCCAUAUCACGGAGGGCUACUCUGCAUGAGACGGUGCGGGACUACAACCAUUGUGUACACGAUUUGCAGAGAUUGCUAGACUUUCUCGAGAAGCAGAACCAGGAGAAGAGUAUGACAGGCGGUUUAGUGAGAGCGCGGUCAUCGGCAAGUGGACCUGACAUGAGGCAAACGAAAGAUCGGCUGGCAAAAGCUGAGGACGAGGCGAAAAAGGGUCACUCGAUCAACCAUUACCUGAUACUGGGAGUUGAGCCCACAAGCACAGCCAAUGAGAUCAAGAAAGCUUAUCGAAAAGCUGCCCUGAAGCACCAUCCAGAUAAGGCUGGGAGAUUUUUGGGAUGGUACGACGACAGCGGUGAUGAUGUCAAUGGCGCUGGGGUUGAAGAGGAGGUGAGGAGGGAAGCUGAACGUCUCUUCAAAUUGAUUGGCGAGGCUUACAAUGUGCUUUCGGAUCCGACUAAGAGAGCUCGGUAUGAUUCCGAGGAGGAGUUGAGAAAGCUUCGUGGUAGACAUGCAGAGACUGUGAGCGCCGCCACAAACUACCGACAUCACCCAAGCAGUCAUCACAGCCAGCAUGGAGGGUUUUCAAGGGCGAAAGGGGGAAGAAACCGAGGAGGUUCUGGGUAUAACGACCCGUGGGAAAGUUUUGGACGAUGUCAAAGCGGGCCCGAUGCUGCUCAGCCGGACACGUAUGCAAGGCGAGGGAGAUACCGUCCAAGUGGCGUGCACCAAUCCUGGCGAGAUGAUGAUUGGGGUGACGAUGAUGAUGAUCGCGAUGUGUGAUGGCUCUGCCAGGAUUUCGGGCAAUGACCCUUUUCUGAUGGUUGACUCAGUUCCAAGGGAAAGUUUUGGGACGAUGUCAAAGGGGGCGCAAAGCUGCUCAGGCAGACGGGAAUUCUAGGGACGGGCAUACACAGUCCAAGUGGCAUGCCCUGACCCGGGCAAUGAUGAUUGCAGUGAUGGCUUAUGGCAUAUUGUCUGGCAAUCUACCAUUUCGGGAGGCUCAGCUCAGGUACUCAUCCUCUCCCAGCUGCUCUCUUCGUCUAUACGGUGAUUGAACUUGCAUGAGCAGCAGACAAAGGGAAGGAUAGCGCAUUUAAUGAUCAGUCACUGGGUAGCAGGUUCAAGGGAGGGUUUGAACUGCAAUUGAGAAGAUACAGGCGCCAGGACUUUCCUGUAUGUAUCUGAGUGCAAUUAAUCCUGGCUGUAUCUGUGAUUGAUGUCUCGGACGCGUCGAAGAAGGUUGUACUGCAAGUAUACCCUGACAUAUGGGACCAUGCCUUGUGACUGACAGUCUUCACAGAUCAGAAGGCGCUCACGUGUGUUUUCGGACUCUUGAAGAAGACUAUUUUGAAGUGGAUGGGUGGCUCUAACGGAUCGCUUCAUCGCGGCUAAUGCAUUGUUGAUACUAUGUUGUCGAUUUGCCCUUAGCUUCAGGGAGAAAAGUUUAUGGAAGGUGGACAAAGCGCUGGUACCUGCAAUAGAUGGAAGGCUUAGAUCUUCCCAGCAAUAAAAUGAGGAUAUGGCUCCAGAUGGGUAGGUAGGAGCACAGUUACGCAAGAGUUGUUUUCGGAGCAAACACGAGCGACCUUGCGUUGCACUGCAGCAGGUGAACGUACGAGCUUCAGGACUUUGGGAGGUGUGAUUUUCGAGAGGAACUCUCGAGUCUUUAAUGAGGAAGCGGGAGGAUAUUGAUUCCGCCAUCUACUGCGGCGACCACUCGUCUUUUCAUUUUCUAGUUUUUGUCUUGCAGGGGAGAACCCCAUCCUGACUCCGACAAUCGAUAGUUUUCCCACUUCCCCUGUCCUGUGUUGUGCUCUAUCCACCAAUAAUUUGUGUCUUGCUGAGGUUCUUUAUGUAGACGCCUGCGCGCCUGGAUGACGAUUCCUUCCCUGUGUGCCAGUCGGCAGUCCCUACACCUCCACGGCUGUUUCCGGCCCGCAAGCCCGGUCGUUGAUUGGAUCUCAACUCUUUAUUUUUUGUGGGUGACAGCUGCGCUCCUGGAUGAGGAUUCCUUCCCUGUGUGCCAGUCGGCAGUCCCUACACAGUCGGCGUGUUUGGACUCGUUAAAAGUAAGUUUCCCAGCCUGCCACCUCCACGGCUGUUUCCGGCCCACAAGCCCGGUCGUUGAUUGGAUCUCAACUCUUUAUUUUUUGCCGAAACGCCUGCCUUACGUGCCUGGCAAGGUUCAUGAUCACUACAAGCAUUGUGUGCGUGCCGUAUGUUUGUCUGGUUUUCUUCUUCGUUGGACGUAUUGCGGAAUGCUGCUAUGUAUAUCACCGGAAUUGAUUUGUUUUCCAGCAUUUAUUUCACCGACUUCACAUAUGUCGUCAAUUGUAGGGCUCUCAUGGAUUGAUGCAUGAGCGUUCACAAAUGAUUCCAUCCCGCCAUGCACAUUGAAUUGUCAUUCAGCUACACUGAAUGAACAUCAUUUUUUUUUGUUUUUUUUUUUAUCUGCCGCAUCCUGCUGAAGACAUAUGCAUAGAAGCGACAGUGUGAACUGUUCUAGAUAGUCAGAUGCCGUAUAGAUGGUGGUAAAUCUCAUUUGUCAGGCGCCUGAGCCAAUUUCAUUUGUCAGGUGCCUGAGCCUAAGACAUCGUAAACGAGGGUGAGCCCUUGGCUGGUACUAGUCAGUUUAUUGACAUGACCCUGUGCACUAUGAGAAGGGAGGUGAUUCUUCUGAGUUGAUGCUGCAAAAAUUUCUCUAGUUCCAUUUCAGCCCUUGUGAACAGCUCCAGGAAUAUAUAGAUGGCCGAUGGGUUGUAUGGAUGUAUGGGUUAUGGGUUUUGUAGCGGUCGUGUUUCAAUGUCUCAAGUGUAUAGGAGGGAUGGGUAGGAAGUGAAUACGUAGGUCGAUAUUUUGUGACGUCGUGUGUUUGUUGAAUCAGGUACGUGGUGGUGAUCAGAUUGAAGAUGUUUUGUUGGCGGUGGGUAUCAUUUCUUAUGUUCCCUUAUAACAGGCAGUCCUUCAUCAACAGUUUGAAAAUGGGCAUGUUCUGUUAGGUGUGCGUGGUUUAACUGAAGGGCCCUCGAGAGAGUCUCGUGGCAUUCUCUUAUCAUUAGAAGUAAGUAAGCGGCCAAUUUGAGGGCGAGUGGUGCUCUUGCUGCAAAAUGUAUUCUCAACUAUUUCAUUUAGUAUCUUUCAGGGCCUUGCAUAAAUGGGUGGGGGUGUGCGUCUCUACAAAUGCAUGUCCACUUAACCACACAGCAUUCUUUGGAGAGAGAGAGAGAGAGAGAGAGAGAGAGUUGUCGAAGCAUGAAGUCAGUCAACGGUUUGCCUGUGUUUGGAUUUGUGAAGUGCUUAUAUUACAGCAGAGCAUAGAGAUGGAAACUGCGAUGCUGAAAUGAAGUGGCUUUUGGUGG
Messenger RNA from Chara braunii, 13304 nucleotides. The record is from the annotation of a GenBank genome assembly. Lineage: Eukaryota; Viridiplantae; Streptophyta; Charophyceae; Charales; Characeae.